Messenger RNA from Arabidopsis arenosa, 708 nucleotides. NCBI's taxonomy places the organism in Eukaryota, Viridiplantae, Streptophyta, Magnoliopsida, Brassicales, Brassicaceae. The record is from the annotation of a GenBank genome assembly.
GAGUGCGACUUCGUCUGCUCAUUCGACUUUACUGCAACGCUCUUCUGCGGUCUGGAGAAUCGAGGAUCGUAAUCACAGGGCUUUCACGUUACACUUGCUCCCAUGGACAAUGAUGUUUUCCAAAUUCGCCGGUCCAUGCGAGAUGCUAUCUUCGUCCUGUUAGAGAAGAAAAAUCCACUUCCGACUGAUGAUGCAUCAAAGGCCAAGUGUUUAGAUGCUGUUGCUAAACGCUUAGAGGAGCUACUUUUUAAAAUGGCUAUGACAAAGGAGGAAUACUUGAACCCGUCAACCCUCGAAUCUCGCUUGAAAAGCUUAAUAAUAGGCAGGCAAUCGAAUAACUACAAUCAGCAACAUGCUACUCCAGGAGUCUCUGCUGAACCCACAAUGGACAAUGGGAACAGAGAUCAGUACGAGACAGAGAUUGCUGAGAAUCUCAAGUCGGUGAGCCUUGCCCUUGAGCCCUGAAGAUUAUGAGAGAAACGUCUUUUUCCGACUUGUUUGGAAACGUUUUCAUUGCUUAUGUUACAAGGAAAAGAUGAUAACAUACAAUACACUACUACAGCUUCUGCAUUGCUACUUGUUAGAUCUUACGUACGAAUGGUAAAACCGGUUAUGAUUUGUUUCCGGUUAGGCUUGGAACAUGUAUGAAUUUGAAUGGUUUAUUAUUUACUCUUGGUAAUCGGUACAGAAAAAAGUAGUUGCGAAAUU